Drosophila melanogaster (fruit fly) is the source of this 1511-nucleotide messenger RNA. RefSeq names its product spermidine synthase (gene SpdS). The record is from RefSeq and is marked reviewed. The transcript is spliced from 2 exons. The coding region runs from base 81 to 944 and encodes 287 amino acids. Gene Ontology annotation, biological process: polyamine biosynthetic process; polyamine metabolic process. Gene Ontology annotation, molecular function: spermidine synthase activity; transferase activity; catalytic activity. Lineage: Eukaryota; Metazoa; Arthropoda; Insecta; Diptera; Drosophilidae.
GGCAGAUACGGUAAGUUCGUGUCGAGCCCACGUGUUGAGCCAAUCUUAUCAAACGCCGAUUCGAAUGCGGCAUUAAACAAAUGGAUUCCCUUAACAACGGAUGGUUCAGCGAACUGCAGGCCGAUCUCUGGCCCGGUCAGUCAUUCUCCCUGAAAGUCAAGGAGGUCAUCCACAAGGAGAAGUCCCGGUUCCAAGACAUCCAGAUCGUUGAAACCGAAACCUAUGGACGGUGCCUAAUUCUGGACGGAAUCAUUCAGUGCACGGCCAGGGAUGAGUUCUCGUACCAGGAGAUGAUAUCUUUCCUGCCGCUCUGCGCCCAUCCCAAUCCCAAAAAGGUCCUGAUCGUGGGCGGUGGCGAUGGCGGCGUUGCUCGCGAGGUGGUAAAGCAUCCACUGGUCGAGGAAGUGCAUCAGGUGGAAAUCGACGACCGUGUCGUCGAGCUGUCCAAGCAAUAUCUCCCAGCGAUGGCCUGUGGUUUCGCCAACGAGAAGUUGAAGCUUACCAUUGGCGAUGGAUUCGACUAUAUGAAGAAACACAAGAACGAAUUUGAUGUCAUCAUCACCGACAGCUCGGAUCCCAUUGGUCCGGCAGUGAGCCUGUUUCAGGAAAGCUACUACGAGCUAAUGAAACACGCGCUGAAGGAUGACGGAAUCGUGUGCUCCCAGGGCGGUAGCUUCUGGCUGGACCUGGACUACAUCAAGAAGACCAUGUCCGGCUGCAAGGAGCACUUUGCUAAGGUGGCCUAUGCCGUCACCUCCGUUCCGUCCUAUCCCUGCGGCCACAUUGGCUUCGUCAUGGGCUCCCUGAACAAAAACCAGGACUUCGCUACUCCCAAGCUUGGAAAGUCCGAAAUCGAUUCUAUAGACCUAAGGUACUACUCCUCCGAGGUUCACUCCGCCGCCUUUGCCUUGCCUCGAUGGGUGCAGAAGCACUUUUACGAAUGACCAGGUUGCGGAAAGAUUCGUGUGUAUCUGUUUGUUAAAAAUAAAUAUGAUAAUAAUAUGACUUGUUUAUCAUCGCUUCUUAAAUUCUUGGAUAUUUUCAACAAAUGCUGACUCUUGCAAUGAUUCAUUUUUAGUCGAAUUUUUGUAGCCUGAGUAUUUUCCUUCCAAUCCGACUACCAUCUUUCAGUUAUUUUACUGUUGAAAAUAGAACAAAUUGUAAUGUUUAUUACGUAAUGAUAUAUACAGUUGGCUCUAUUUAAUUUUUGUAUUUGUAAGUGGAUGCUGGGUUAACAUAAUGAGACUUAUUGCAAUAUUUUACACGACCGAAUGUUACUCUCAUUUAUAUAUCGCAUAUAUUGCAAAACUUUGAAAGGAAGCGUUUCUUAUAUGCAAAAAUGACCUUAACUGCAUGUGAAUAAUUAACUAAAAACUGAUAUUCAAUUUCAAUAACUUAAUAGAAAUUAAAUCUUCAACCUGUUUAAUGACUAAUUAAAUAUUGUUAUAGUUAGGAAACGCAAUUGAUACAUAAUUACAAAAUUAGAUGUAAAAUAUGUACAAUCAUUUAAU